This is a messenger RNA of Aureobasidium namibiae CBS 147.97, 945 nucleotides long. RefSeq lists its product as uncharacterized. Gene Ontology annotation, biological process: L-ascorbic acid biosynthetic process. The record is from RefSeq and is a predicted model, not a curated record. Gene Ontology annotation, molecular function: gluconolactonase activity; calcium ion binding. Lineage: Eukaryota; Fungi; Ascomycota; Dothideomycetes; Dothideales; Saccotheciaceae. The transcript is spliced from 2 exons. Bases 1 to 945 code for a protein of 314 amino acids.
AUGUCGCAUAUCAAGCAAAUCAAGGUCACUGAGCCCUGGCUCGAGACUUCUUGCGGUCUGGGUGAAGCUCCGUUCUGGGACAAGAAGAGCAAUACGUUGCGCUUCCUCGACAUCAUCAAGAAGCAGCUGCAUGUUGUGAAUCUCAACGAAGGGCCAUCGUCGCACAAAACAAUCGAUCUUCCGUUCUCCAUCGGUACUACAGCCAACAUCGAAGGCAAUGAUGACGAGUUCAUCUUUGGCGGCAAAGAGGGAUAUGGUAUCGCGAACAAGAAAACCGGAGAGCCAAAAUACAUCAAGAAGUUCUGGUCGGAUGAGGAGGUGAAGAGUGGCAAGGCAAACCGUAUGCGAAGCAACGAUGGCUCGGUCGAUAGUCAGGGCAGAUACUACGUGGGAACCAUGAACGACCCUACCGUUGUGGACGAGCCUGGACCGGAGGGCAUAUUGUUCAGACUGGAUCAAGAUCUCAGCCUCCACAGAAUCAAGGAGCCGGUGACUAUUCCUAACGGAAUGUCGUGGACCUUGGACAACAAGACCAUGUACAUCACUGACUCGCCGACCGGCAAGAUUGACGCAUACGAUUACAAACUGGAGACUGGCGAGAUCAACUUCUCAGCUGGACGUCCCUUCUUUGAAUGUCCUUUUGAGGGCGGUGUUCCGGAUGGGCACUGUCAAGACGCUCAAGGUCAUUUCUGGGUUGCCUUCUUUGGAACCAGCAAGGUUCUGCGGGUGAGCCCAGCAGGCGAGAUCUCUGUCGAAAUCACACUUCCGACGAGAUGCGUAACCUGCCCAGCGAUUUGUGGAGAAGACCUCUACAUCACGACCGCAGAAGAAGAGGACCCAGACAAGUAUCCUGAGAGCGCAAAACUUCAAGGAGCUACUUUCAAGGUUCCCAUCGGUGUUACAGCUGCUCCGAUCAACGAAUUCAAGAUGGCAGCUAAGGCGUAA